Messenger RNA from Aedes albopictus (Asian tiger mosquito), 2088 nucleotides. RefSeq names its product SET domain-containing protein SmydA-8-like. The record is from RefSeq and is a predicted model, not a curated record. Gene Ontology annotation, molecular function: protein binding. The transcript has 5 exons. NCBI's taxonomy places the organism in Eukaryota, Metazoa, Arthropoda, Insecta, Diptera, Culicidae. Bases 376 to 1971 code for a protein of 531 amino acids.
UAACCGACAACCGUAGGCGCAUGAGGCAACGAAAUAAAUCGUUCGGAAAGACGCGGGCGGAAAUGAAAAGUGGCCGACGGACGUGUAGUGUAGUAACGGCGCGGACCGUGCGAGAUGGGCCGAAAAGCGCGACACACUGACACGAUAGAUUUCAGACUUUUGUUUUUCUCGCACCCGCAGAGCAGUUGAACACUGGAUUUCACUCCUCAGUUUAGUGCUCAGCACGGUCCCCGACGGGUGCGGUGUCGCGAUCGCGAGUUUUCACCACCAAAUACCUUAGAACGGAAAAUAUCGCCCAGGUGACAGGGCGUUGUGUUCGGAUAGUAGGUACCCCUUUCGACUGUUUCGAGGUGUUGAGAAGACUAAAACCAAACCAUGCCGGCCAAUUUCAAGAAAAAGAAACAUCGGAAACAUAAAAACCAAAACAGACAGCAUGUUUCCAGUGAUGGUGAAGAUGAAACAGGAGAAUCAACCAACAAAGAAGGUCCACCGGCUCCAGCCACUGAGGAAAAUAAUAAUAAACCAUACAUCGUGCGAUACUCUGAUGUUUGGGGUCGGUAUUUGGUGGCGGCGCGGAACCUCAAAGCAGGAGAAAAAAUCAUACAGGUUGAGCCACUGGCGAUGGGCCCCUGGGCGGCUAGUGAUCCAGUUUGCCUCGGCUGUUACAAACGAUUCGAAAAAGGUUCGAAAGUUAUAAAAUGUGUCGGCUGUGGAUGGCGCAUUUGCUCGCCGACUUGUAGUGGCCUAACUGUCGGUGGUGCUCACAAAACACUGGAAUGCAAUCCCCUCAAAACGCAUAACGUGGCGCAACUUUUCGAAACAAGCUCGGCUGAACAGAUAAAGCUGAUGUAUGAAGCAAUUUUCGCUCUCCGCUGUCUGCUUUUGAAAACGACCAACCCGGAAAGAUAUGCAACGUUGCUAGAGAUGGAACCGCUCAAUGAACUGCGGCAGAAAAUUUCUUCGCUUUGGAAACGCAAUCAAGAAAUGAUUGUCAGGCGGAUUCGCGACGAGUGGAAGUUCGACGAGUUCUCCGAAGGCGAGAUUCAUACGGUGUGCGGUAUCAUUGAGGUCAACUCGUUUCAGAUUGGGCAGGACGAUGUCCAUGCAAGGGCGCUGUACCCGGAAGCCUUCUAUAUCAUGCACGAUUGCACCCCGAACACCACCCACACUGACGAUCCUAAAACUCACGUUCUAUCGAUAAGGCUGACCAAUGACCUGAAGGCAGGCGAUCCAAUUACACUUUCCUAUUCGUAUACCCUACAAGGCACACUCAAGCGAAGGCAGCAUUUAUUCGAAAGCAAAUUUUUCUGGUGCCAAUGUAAACGCUGCUCCGAUCCAACCGAGUUUUCCACUAAUUGCAGCUCUCUUAAAUGCACCAAAUGCCCCAAAGGCUUCAUCCUUACAACCAACCCUUUGGACCAAGACGCGGAUUGGAAAUGCAAAUCCUGCGCACACACCAUACCGGCUAAAAUCAUUGUGCAACUUUUGGACAGACUUUUCAAAGAACUAGACGCCAUCGAUGGUAACAGCAUCGAUUUGUACGAGCAAUUCAAUGCCAAAUAUAAGAACGUUCUUCAUCACAACCAUUACCUGCUUCUAUCGACCAAGCACUCUCUGUGCCAGUUGUACGGUAAAAUAUCUGGUUAUCUGAUAUCCGAAAUGAGCUUGCAGCAGAUUAAACAGAAAGAAAAAAUCUGCCGCGACUUAUUAUCCGUGGUGGAUGUGUACGAACCAGGACUAAGCCGCCUGAGAGGAGUCAUAAUGUAUGAGUUGCACGCACCGAUCAUGGUCCAGAUAAAAUACCAGUCGGAAGCGGGCCAAAUGAACGCCAACCAACUGAAGCGGAUGCUAACGGAAGUGAUAUAUUUACUCAAGCAUAGUUCCCAAAUUCUUUCCUUUGAGCCACCCGGCUCGCAGGAGUACGAAAUGGCACUAGCCGCACGUGAUGCCUUGCAAAAUAUGCAAGCUUAGUUCCAGACUCAGUUAAUGAUAGUAUGACAUUUUUAUUUAAAAAAUUACAUGUUCGAAAAUAAUGUGAUAACUUUUGGAAUAAAACUCAUCAAGAAAUAAAAUAUUUUCACAACUUGA